AUGAUACAACCACAAAGAUCGCUUGACCCCGAACUCUCUGAGCACCAGCCUCUUAUUCGUGGAGAUGGGUUUAAUCCAGACGAAAUUGUCUAUCAUUCCACGCCCGAACCGCAAUCAAUUGUGACUAAGAAUCAGCAAGAUGAACUGCCACGGGUAGUAGAGGAUGAUGAAGAUGACGAAGGUCCCGUUCGGGAAGUACCAUCAGGCUUUUGGGGAGUAGUCGCAUGUCUUCUAAUCGGAGUCAUUGUCGCCAAUAUUGACACUUCGCUUGUCAUGGCAACCUUCGGACAAAUAGGAAGCGAAUUUGGCAGACUUGAUGAUGCCAAUUGGAUGAUAGUUGGAUAUCAGCUCGGAGUGUUGACAACCCAGCCAAUGGUUAGUACUGCAGUCUACAUUGGUGCUGUGCCGCAAGCGGGCCCGCCUCACUACAGGCAGAUAGCUAACAAAUUGCGAGACCAGUACGGAAAACUGAGCGAUAUCUUUGGCCGGAAGGCUCUCUUGCUUAUUUCCUACGGGUUAUUCGCUGUAGGUUGUCUCUGGAUUGGUACAUCAACAGAGUUCUGGCAUCUCGUCGUCGGUAGGGUUAUUUCGGGCAUAGGAGGCGGUGGGAUGACUUCUGUUGUUUCGAUUCUGCUCAAUGAUCUCGUCCCCCUCCGCGACCUAGCAGCUUGGAGAAGUUAUGUCUACAUUGCAGCAACCCUUGGAAGAUCCUGUGGAGCGCCACUCGGUGGUUUCAUGGUUGACACUAUCGGAUGGAGAUGGUAUAACCCCUUAAACAGGCUUAAAGGCGUCAAGGGGACUAAAUUGAUUAUUAGGUCAUUCCUGGGCCAAGUCCCUCUAGCAGUCCUUGCUAUCGCCAUGGUAUCUAUCAAGUUGAAUAUUCCCCAUAAAGGGAAACAGCGCAAGACCGAAAACUUUUUCCAGUGUUUUCGGAGAAUAGACUUUACAGGCGCACUAAGUCUUGCAGCUUCACUGAGUUUGUUUCUCGUGUUCUUGGAUGAAGCUGGCAAACGGAUGUUUUUGGCCAAUAAGCUACUUAUUGGAUCUGGUAUCGGGUCGCUCAUUUUUGGUGCCAUCUUCUUUUAUGUGGAAGCAUAUGUCGCCAAGGAGCCUAUCUUAUCACUACGAAUACUUACGCAACGUGAUGUUCUCUCCGUAUAUUCAACACUCGGGCUUACAACUGGCAGUCAGAUUUCGUUUGUAUCUACGGUAGCCAUAUACUUCGUGAUAACCCUUGGAGUGUCAAACGCAGAUGCGGCAGCACGAAUUGUCUUCGGAAAUGUAGCCCAUGCAAUGGGAGGUCUAAUGGCUGGAAUUUUAAUUCGACGAACUGGUCGUUAUAAGAGAUAUCUUGUUAUAGCUAUGUCUAUUUCCACUAUUGCGUUACUUCUCGUAACUAUUCGCUGGCGAGGAAACACAAACAUCUUUGAAACUGCGUAUAUCGCUCCUGCAGGCUUCGGCAUCGGGAUGAUCAAUACUGCGGCAUUUAUCGCUUUAUCAGCCAGUGUCGAACACAAAGACCAAGCAAUGGCAACAUCUGGAUUUUAUCUUAGCGAUAACCUCGGUUUUGUUGCCAUCAGUAGCCUUGGGAAUGCGGUACUUCAAACAGCACUAGCAAAAAGACUAGACGUUAGGCUGGACGGGGUAACCAACAAGAAAGAGGCGAGUAGCUCCGGUUACCUAGAGCUUUGUGUUAUUCGAGACGUAAUGGCAAGCAUUAGAAACAUUAAGGGCUUAGAUCAGCCCAUUCGCGAGAAGGCCAUAAAAGCGUUUGUAGAGGCGCUACAAUGGGACCAUGGUUAG
This is a messenger RNA of Orbilia oligospora ATCC 24927, 1803 nucleotides long. RefSeq lists its product as uncharacterized. Gene Ontology annotation, molecular function: basic amino acid transmembrane transporter activity. The transcript is spliced from 9 exons. The record is from RefSeq and is a predicted model, not a curated record. Gene Ontology annotation, biological process: basic amino acid transport; transmembrane transport. Gene Ontology annotation, cellular component: fungal-type vacuole membrane. NCBI's taxonomy places the organism in Eukaryota, Fungi, Ascomycota, Orbiliomycetes, Orbiliales, Orbiliaceae. Bases 1 to 1803 code for a protein of 600 amino acids.